UACAGGCCGUGCUUUUGGCGGCGGCGGCGGCCAUCCGUCGGCGGCCCCCAGUCUGCGGCCCAGUGUGUCAUGUCUGGUCGCGCGGUAAACCCCAAGUCGACCGUUGUCGCUAACACGUCCUACUUGAAAUGCUACGAAACCUACAGACGCAUGGUCAGUAUGAAAUUUAAAAAAAAAAAAAAUUUUAAUUUAAUUAAACGAAAAAAAAAAGAUCGCGCUCGGGAUUCGAUGAAAACUCACUAGUACCUAAUAAUAUUCGUCGCGACGUAAACGACCGGCAUUAACUGUUAUUUACAACGUGUAUGCGUAAUGACAAAAAGCGAUAAUAUAUGUUCGGUUCUUUAUUCUCCUCAUAUCGUAUCGUUUCGUUAAAUUUUAAAACCCCCUAUAUCCCCGCCGUUUCCGUCCGUCCGUCCGUGUACAGUUACGGUUGUUGAUUUGGUUGACAAGGAGGUAUACGUAGUACAUUAUUCCUAACAUUAUUGUCACUGUUCUUAAUUCAAAUAAUAAUUUUCGUUAUAGAUUAUUUAUUUUUAUAAGAGUAUUAUUACACAUUCGUGCUAUCAAAUUUGUUUUUUUAAUCAAAAUAUUAGUAAUACCUAAAGAACUUUAAAACCUAUUUACAAAUUACGAUUUUUAAUUCAUUUAGGUUUUCACGCGCAAGCACAAUAAUACGCUAGGUUAACGAAUUCUUUUAAAACUGUAGAUGGAACUAAAUUGUUUAUUGUUUAAAAUACGUUUAGAAACCGGGAGCUUAUCACGAUCAUCGUGAAUGGGGUUUCCUAACUCGUUUAAUUUUAUUUUUGCGGUUCAUUGUACACCCUAAAGGGUUUUUUUUUAUUAAAGAUCCCGGUGGGAAAAACACUUUUAUAGCUCGUAGAAUUUAUGAGUCUUAUUAUGUUGACGAUUACUUUUUUGUUCUGAAGGAGGAAGACUUUAGCUUCAGGCCAGUAUUGAACGCAAACUUUAUAAUAAUAUUAUAUCUUAGAAAAUAAAAGUCCAGUUUUAAGCUUUUUCAAAGACUUUUAUGGCAUUAUAUUUGAAAUCUAAUACAAAUCUCGGAAUUCAAUGCGGUCUGUAAAAAGUAAUUGUUUAUCGGUUAAAAAAAAAUGCCAUACAAAUAAUAUUAAAUUAGCAAUGAGUUAUCCCUGUAUUCGUGAAAUCAUAUUUGUCUGUAAAGGCGGAUAUUGUACUCAUUUCUCCUAGAUGGACAUCGAGCAAUAGAUAAAUGGAAAAUUAUUGGUAGUAACCAUUAAAAUGUUAGAACGUUUUUGAAAAUUCGGAAAACCGGUAAUGGGUUCUAUCUAUUCUAUUACAAUAUCGCAGAGAAAAAAAAUAUUAUCUUGUUUGUAGUCCUCUCAUAAAUGGAAAACUUUUUUUUUGUUGUUGUUCAAUGUUAUAAAGUAGUAUAUUAUAGUGGUUUUAGUAUUCUAUUGUGAUUGCUUUUUUAGUUUUAUAUUUUUUCCCUGCACACUUUCGGUUCAUUCACAACGAACUAUAUGAAUUGGCAUGAUUCGUUUUUAUCUCGUUCAACAGAAUAUGGAACGUGUAAUAUCGGCAUAAUAAUAUUGGCAAACUCUUACAAAGUUAAGUAAUCUGCUCCUACAAAGACAUCGUCUAAACUACUACUCUAUAUAGCGUUACUGCUCCUUGCACAAGCUCUUAUUAAAUUAAAAAAAAUUCAAUACAAAAAUAAACGAUUUAAAUUACAUAGAUUGUUUAAAAUAAUAUCAGUUUUGUAAAUUAUGAUACGUAAAUUAUUAAUUCAACCUCAAUCAAAAAUCGCAUUUAUUUUUGUAGUAUACAAUUAAAUUUCUCCUUGUUCAUAUUCAUUAAUUUCUGAUAUUGUUUUUGUCUGUCUAUGUUGUGUUACGGCAUCGCUUCUAAUUUUAAUAUUUAUUUCGAUCUGUUAGGUGAAUUUAUCUAUACAGUUUCAAAAAGUUAAAAAUUCAAUGUAAGAGAUUACAUCAGUUUUUGGGAAGUAAACUAAUAGUCUAUGUAGAAGAUUACACUCUGCUUUACUUUACUUAAAGACCAAGUAUCUUUUGAAAUCAAGUUAUAAGGUUAUUCGUAUGAGAGUUUACACAUGGCUACUGUAAGGUCUCGUAGAAUACCAUGAUCGACUAUAAUAUUAUAAUGUUUGUGUGAUAUCGUCGAAAAAGGGAAAAAUAUAUUUAAAUUAAUAAAUUCGAUUACCGAUCGUUAAAAUACGCGUGUAUUGAAUACCUUUUAUAAUGAUUUAUAAAAGGUGGUAAUUAUUUUUCGCUGUUAUAUUAUAUGCCACAGAAUUUGACCUAAGACCUUUUGGGACCGUUCCAAUAAGUAUAAGUAUAUGUAUAAGUAAGUGUGUGUUGAAUUGGACUUAACAUUUUUUUCAAUUUUUUCAUUUAAAUUUUUUUUGUUUUUUGUGUACCACCGACACAGAAAAAAAAUAAAAGUUAAUCUUUUUCCGUUCUGAUUUAGAAUUCAUCUAUGAUUUUUAUUAUAUUUUUCAUAAAUAUCGUUUCUUUCCCUCGUCUAUGGAUGUAGACGAUCGGCGCCACCGUUCUUUUCUUUUAGAAUUUUAGAUUCCGGUCUAGGGAUCGUGAUAAAAUACUUGGUGAUUUGAAAGCGGUAUUCCAGUGAAGUUAUUUUUGUCGUGUCUUAUGCAUAGACAUAUAUGCUGAUUAAGGGAUAGCACCGAAAAAUCAACUGUAAAUCGCACAAGAUUGAAGAUGGAAUCAGCCCAACUCUGGAAAUAUUCCGGUAUGUCGUAGGUCUUGAUCAUUGAAUGUUGGAUACUAAGAUUACAACGGCGGUCAAUCAGAACAUGACAAAAGGCGCACGACUCCGCAACACACGACGUCGCUGGAAUAUAGCCUUGAGACUCGGGAAAAUAUUAUCAUCAUUAACCGUUGAAAUCUCCGUGAUUAUAUUAUUGUUAUUAUUAUAAAACGGCGAACAAGGAUGUUAUGUGAUACGCGGCUCUGUAAGCAUAAUAAUAAGUAGUAAAUAUCUCACGUACUUGCUCGUGUUUCCUUCAUUCAAUUCGCGUACUCUUCGCACGUAUCGUAUUUAUUACAUGUCACGGAUUCUUAAUUUAUUUUCGCUAUUUUUAUCAUUUUUUUUUUUUUUAUAUAUAUUUUUAAUACAACUCGAGUCAAAUAGCAGCUAUAUUAUUUUAUUUUCGUAAUUCGUCCGUUAAUUACCUGUGUUGAAAAAAUACGAACAGAUAGAACGUUAUACAGUCAAGGAAUAAGAUUGAAUGAUAAAUAAAUGCUAUUUGACAUUUUUUUUCCCCUCGAUUAAAAGUUUAAAUUGUUGGAAGUUUGAUGCGUGAAUAUAACGCAUUUAAAGUACACGGAUUACGUAGGGUUUUCAAAAAAAUGUUCAAAAAACAGAAAACAAAUUCAAAAUCCUUCUUAAAAAUCGCUGGUUCGUGAUAAAUGGAUCACCCUGUAUGGCUGUAUACUAUAUCACAUAUAAUAUUCUAAAACAGUAUGUUAUUAUACUUUUACGUUUUAUUUGUACUUAAUUUUUAAAUCCGAUGAGUUUAAUGAUAUAUAUAUUAUUGUUAGGUAUACCGUCUACAUCAGUCAAACAUAAAAUCUUUUAAAAAUAGUCCUAUAAUUUUUUUCACGCUUUUGGUGGACGUGUUAACGUCUUGUUCUGCGUAGGUACCAAUAAUAAAACAUUUUUUGAGAAAAAAAAAAUAACAAAUGUAAAAUUAUUAUUAUUAUAAUAGUGUGGUAAUACGCACGUGUGCUGGCGUCGAGCCAAAAACAUCGCUAAAUUUUCGUGAAAUACAACAAUAAAGCUUGCCGUAUUCAAGUAUAUAGCUGGUGAUAGUAAUUAGGGCAAAUAUUUAUAUGCCCUGAAACCAUUUAAAUAAGUAGGUAUUUCGUGGUUAUACGAUACAACUUAUACCAAAAUAAACUCAAAAAGGAAAUACAAAAAACAAAAAAAAAUGUUCCCUACAUUUACGUAUAUAACAAUUUAUCUAAAACACGGGUACUAUAAAACUUUCUCUGGAGCUCACUUGCUAGAUAUUUUAUAAAUCUUGAAUAAUAAUAUUAUUUUGUAGUUUUCGUUUUUUGAUAACAAAUGUAACAAAUUCUUAAAUAAUUAUAUAAUAUGCUCUAAAAAUGUAAAAAAAAUCCUAAAAUAUGCCCUAUUAACGCCAAUAUAUAAUUUUUUUUUAUACAAAAUCAAUAGGUCCAUGAAACACGUUUUCAUAUCGUAACUAUAGCUACAUAUACUUUUUUUAGCCAAUUAAUAAAACAUAUAAGUUUAUAAAUAUUUUUACAUUUACGGCCACUGAGACCAUUCUGCCGAAUAAAUACAGUAUUCUCUAUUUACUGCUAAAUGUGAGCUGGAUGGAUUCCAGAUUCCAGCCUAUAUUUCCUUGUUUCUCUCUUAAGAUACUUAAAAAGUCUUUCUCAAUAGUAAUCAAUACAAUUUUCCCAACGAAGCUUUGACCAACCUUUUGUCUCUCGGAUUUUCCUGACGUACGUUUUUAGUCAUGGAUUCUUGCUCCCUCCACAUAUGACCAUAUGGUGUUAUCCUUUUAUUUAAAAAAAAAACAUAUAAAUGUGUGCCUUAAAUUAAUAAUCUACUGAAUAUAUAUUCAUAAUGUUCUUUCGAGAGUGUUGUUCGUCGAGUGUGAUAUAUUUCCGACGAAAAUUGUUCGGAUAUCCGACGUUAUCUGUGCCCGGUGCUCGGUUUUAUAUACUAUUAAGGUAACGGUAACGAAAAAACUAUUUAUUUUGAUAUUUAUCACUGUUACCUUCAAUUCAAUUAUAUUUACUGUAUAGAUAUACGUAAUCGGGUAAAGGUUGUGCGUAUAAACGUGUUUAAUUUGAUCGAUUGGACGACGACGGCACAGUAGAAGAAAAAUGCAUUUUUCUUUCUUUUGUCUGACGCUAUCGAAAACUUUUGCGUUUCUAUAUUAUUGCUGUAUAUUUCUGUACCUACCUGUAUAUAUUUUAAUUUACAUAUAUAUAAUGCAAUACGAUAGAUUAUAAUCCGUACAUGGUUUGUCUUCGCCGACACGCAUAAUGAUACCUAAACUAUCAACGGUAUUAGAGUGAUGUAAAUAUUUUAUAAUAUAUUAUUUUUUUCUUCUCCUCGCCUCUUUCGGAUUUCCCCGAUUGUUCGAUAAUAUUACAAUAAUAAUAUAUAGACGCGCGUUCCACGAUAAUAUUGUUGUAUACUGUAUACAGGAUACGAAAACCACUGCAACGAUGACACGAACGACGAGGAGAGCGGCGGCGGCGGAGAUGGCGAAACUGCUGGCAACGGAAAAGACAUGCUGGCGCGGAAGUUAUCAACUAAGGGUGACACUCUUUACCUCGAGAGACGGGUGGGACUCUUCAGUGGGGUGGCUCUAAUCGUGGGCACGAUGAUCGGUAAGCGUUACAGUACAUUAAUAGUAAUAAUAAUUUCACUCCCGAGUAACGUAUCUGUCACGACAUAAUGUGUCGACGUUAUUAUUGGUUAAGGUCAGGAUUAUGUAUAUUUCGCUGUUAAAAAAAAAUUAAAAAAUAGACGCAUGGGAAAAACAUAUGAAAAAACCCGUUUAAAAUUAUAAUUUAUACUUAGACCGUCAUGAUAAAAACAAAAAAAGAUACCGUUUGAACUUAACAUAUUCACACCUUGAUUUCCGACCAACAUCAUUUAUUAGACGGUGUAACGCGCUGCGUUUAUAUAGUGUAACAUUACUAUCUUCCUAUCCAAACUUAAAAAUAGAAUAUCACUUCAACGAGUCGACGGACAUUAAUAAUGUCGACACCAAAACGUAUUUAAACUAAAAAUUAAUCUAUUUAUAGAAUUUUCAAUAUAGUUUUCUAUUCGAAAAUUAAACGUGAGUAGUGGUUUCAUUCCCGAAAAUAAAGGUAUACAUAAUAGGAAAAAAAAAGAGCUGAUACUAGGGAUGGGUGCACCCACUGUUGUAGGUGGGAAGUUGCGAAGGUAGAAUACAUAAGGUUAUUUUACUUAUAUCUUUAAGCAACUAUAAACCAUUGUUGACGAAAAACGAUACGAGCGCAGUUCGGUAAUACAUAAUUUCAAGUGCCAUAAUUUUUUUUGCGAUUUUCGUUUAAAUUUGAUUUCAAAAUGCUUGUUAGAAAGAGUAGUCCGAUGAUUUUGGAAAAUUGUACCACAUCUAGGUAAGUCCGAUAUAAGUAUUAUUACCAAGUUUUAAGUCUAUACGUGUAUUUAUAGCCAAAUUACAGCAAAAAAACUCCCAAAAAUUAAAAUUCUUUAAAAGUUCAAAGAUUUUGACGAUGAUACCAUAAGAAAUCAAAUAAAAAAGACAACAAAAGAGGUAUAUUGUGAUUUUUUUUUGAUUAAAUCAUUUUUUCUGGUAGAAAACAUCGUCCGUGUUUUAUAAAAUAUCGAAAUCAUGAAAUUGUACGUUUCCUACGUUUUUUAUCACUUAAGUGCUUUUAUUUAAAAAAUGAUCCUUUUAAACAGUUGCUACACAUAAGAAUGUGAGCAAGUUUACUAAGAAAAAACCUGUCCACAGACAAGAAUAAAGAAGAAGAAAAAAAAAUAAACAGCAUUGUAAAACCAAUAGCUACGCUCAGAAUCUAAAAUUCAAAAUUUUCAGAGUUUUUACAAAAAUCAUUUUCUGAAAAAAUAUUUAUCGAAUAAAAAAUUUGACUGCAACAUAAAAUUUAGAAGACCUUUUAGUUCCAGGGAAAAAGGAUUUAAAUAAAUGUUUGGUAAUUUCUUUUAUAAUUGUGUAUUAUGUAUUCUGUUUUCUCUGAAAUUGAUUCGAGCUCUUCUUUCUUGUGAUCAAAAAUAUUAUCUGUAAAUAUAAAUACGACAGGUGGAUACCAAUACCGAUGCAUUUUAUUUUAUAAUAAGGCUAUGCAUAUUUUUGCGAAGUGAAAUUAAUUUUACGUCGCCUUGGAAUAUUUUACAUAAAAUAUAUAGAUUAUAAUAUUAAAAAAUAUGGUUCUGACAAAUAUCUGUAUCAUAAUAAUAAUAACUUACAACAGUUUGGCGUAGUGGUGUUAUUACUUUUGGAAUUUAAAUUAAAAUCUACUCGUUUAAAAAUGACACGUUAUUAAAACUUUUUACUAUAAACCAACUUGUCCUACUCACAUAUCUUGUUAUAACUUACGGUAAAUCGAAGUACAUCAAAAUCCGUUAUAUAUUUUUGAUUUUGUUUGUUGAUGUUUGUCUACUUUUAUUCUGGCGUGAGUACUUUUUUUAAAAUUUAUUUUAUAAGACGUAGUAUUGACCAAAUUCACGCGAAUAAUAAGUCUGAAUAUUAUUUAUUUUAUUUAUUAAAAAAACUGUCCUAAGAUAAUGGAGACGGGUGCAGCCACUGUUAUAGUUAAUUCAAUGUAACUUAACGAUAAACCGUUAACGAAAAAACGAUUCUGAGUGGAGUUCAUGUUGAUAGUGUUGAUUCGUCAACAAUAUAAAUAAUAUGUCAUAUUUUGGUAUACAAUUGUAUAGGCAUUAUAUAUUUUCUUUAAUAAUAUUUGUUUAAUGCUGUACUGAUUUUUUCAAUUUUCCUCCGGUUUUUCCUGGUCUUUUCCAUUUGAAGAGAAAAAUCCUGGGAAAUUAAAAAAUGACCUCUUUAAAAUAGCUUCCCAGUCAGAUUUCAUUUCAGAAAAUGUGCUAUCAUUGUAAAUCAGAGCAAAAUUGCUUGUAGAAAAGUUGUCCCUAGAAAUAAUGAAAUAAAUAAACAUCUUUGUAAGACCAUAAGCUUCUUUGCUCCACUCAGAAUCUAAAAUAAUAAUGUAAUAAGAGUUUGUAUCAUUUAAAACCCGUAAGCUAUAGUAUAAUGGAAUUAUAUUGUGUAAACAGUUAUAUUAAUAAAUUGCAUUAACUAAAUUUUGUGAUAUUAACUAUUUAUUUUUGUUUUUAUUUCAAUAUAAUAGACGCCAUGUGGCUUUUGAGAUUGAAACAGCAAAACAAAUUACAGAUCUUAAAUUACAGAAACAAUACAUAACAAAAGUAAUUGAAAUUACAUAUGAAAUAAGCUGAACAGAGAAUAUAACUAUAUUUAUAUUGUAAUAUAAGAUACAGAAGUUGGCUAACGUACGGAAAACUUUGUAUUGUUAUUGGCUAUUGACAUCAUCCUAACUAAAAGAAAAUUGUUAUCAAAUGUCUCGUUUAAAAAUACGAUUCGUAUGAAUAAUGAUAUAAAACCUGAGAUUCACAUGAAUAUGUGAGAUUUUAUUAAUAUCUGUUUAGGUCCAGUAAUCAGUAUUAUAGGGGAAAACGAAUACGAAAAAAAACAUUAUCCUACGGUAUUUUUGGAAAGGAGAAUGUCCCUUUGCUCCUACGAAUCUGUCACUGUAUACUUGCCAUUGUUUUUACAGCUGUAGAUAAUAUAAUUGUGGAGAACAUAGAAGCCAACAAUUUCUGAAAUUAUUAUACUCGUUAAAAUUAAAACAAAUGUAUUCAAUGAACAAUUUAUACAACAUUAAAAUAUCAUUUAAAACGAGUUGUAGAUAUUAAAGCAAAUGCCAUGUACACUAGAACCAUAAAUCAAAUGACAAACAUCCAUUAUAUAUCAGAAAAUAAGUCAGUACAUUUUGGACGAAUAAUAGUACAACGAGAUUUCAGGAUAACUUGCCGAAUUUACGCCAAAUCACGAAUGCCAUUGUUAUUUUGAUUUACAUUAUACAUUACCUAUAAUAUAGUGUACAGCGAUUAUAUAUUGAGUUGUCAAUCUACGUAUAUGUGGUUUUGAUUUAUAUUAAUAAAUCGACAAAUAAAUUGACUAUUAUUUUAAUACGCCAAUUAUUAUUACCAAUUAUUAUCAUACAAUCAAUCAAAUUUAUGUAAAGUAUUGAUAAGAAACACGGAAAAAACUAAUUUCAAGUUAAUGAUUAUGUUUUUAUUUUUAUAUCACACAUUACUUUUUGGAGCAAAAAUAAAAACAAUAAAAUGUAAGAUAAAAUUACGCGUUAACAGCAGAGCGCUAGAAUCGAAUUUAUUUCCCCACAACUAUUUUCCAAUAUGGAAAUAUGUUUUGCAAAAUAAUAAAUAACCGAAUAUUAUAUAAGAAUACCUACAAUGCUAUAUUAAUACUACCUUACACUACAACUACUAUACUGCAAAUACUUAAAAAAAUGAAAUCGUAAAAUUUGAUUCAAAACUAGUGAAAAAAAUAUGUAUAAUCUCCUAUAAUCUCUUACUUAAAAGAAAAUUCGAAAAACCCUCUUUUACUUCUUUAAAACCUCUCCGUAAAAUAAACUCUUCUUCAUAUCUCUCACUGUCUUAAGUUAAUAACCUCUUAUUAAUUCCUGGGUCCACUACUUUUACAUUCCUCCUUACACAAUCUUUUCAUCUUACGCGGCCAUCAUCAAUCGCGGCCUAUUUAUCGGUCUUUCGGACAAAAACAAUAAAACAUUUAAAACAAAAAAACUCAGGUAUAAGAUUAUUAUAAAAGAUUUCUUCACAUUUAAUAUUUACUGGAAUCUGCAGUGAGAUUAACAAUUAUAUAGUUUUAUACACCUAAUAUUAUUAAAAAACUUCAUGUGUCGUAUAGACUACAAUAUAAACUUGGAACGCAUUCAAAAUGCAUUUUUUAAUAUGUAUUUGUUAUAAACGAAAGGAAAAUACCUACAAUAUCUACUGUAAACGAAGUUAUAUACCCCAGAGUUAAAUUUAACACAUUAACACCUAAAUGCUAGAUUAAUUUUAUGCUUGUUUUAUUUAUAUAAGACGAUUAAUACCCAUCAUUUAAUAUAUUUUUCUUAGAUUUAUUUUAAAAUCGAAUUUGUGCGCUUUAUAAAAUAAACAAGCAAUUUCGAGUUUUUUUUUAGUCUGUCAACGUUGUUUUAAUAUUUUAUCAAGAAUGCCUACUGGAUUUUUUUACAAUAUACAUAAAACUUGCUAUUCGUACUUUUAAAUUGUAUUUAUCUUAUUGGUCAAAGUAUACCUAUUUACUUUACAAAUUCUACUUAUUCGAAUAUAAAUUAAUAACGCAAAUAAUAUAAUUUUAACUAUACAGUCAACACUUUAAACAAAGUUGUAUCAUAUUGUUAUUAUUUUUGAUAUCUUUUUGCAAUUUGAAUAAAUUAUCGUAAUAUCAUAAUUUUAUCGUUAAAUUUUAUAGGUUCUGGAAUAUUCGUUUCUCCUACUGGACUGCUGAUCAGGACCGGGUCAAUAGGCCUGAGUUUCGUCAUAUGGACAGUAUGUGGUGCCAUGUCACUAUUAGGUACGUGUAAGCUAUGUGAUAUUAGGUUUCUGUGAGUAAAAUCAGUAAGAACGUUAAAAAAAAAACUGUUCUAUUUUUAAAAUGACACUUUUUCGCGUGUAUUUUUACCUGAACACGUUUGUCAUUCGUCAAAUUAUUUUACAAACAUAUUAUUCUCAGUCAUGAUAUAAUUGGACCGAAAAUAAUUCAAACGAACGGUCAGUCGAUGCCAAAAAAAAAAAAGCUAUAUAUAAUAUAAUUGUUUUCAAAAAUAAAAAAGUAUGUAUUAUAUUAUACAUAUUGUUUUUUUUUCCAAAUGUUAUUUGUCUGUAGGAGCUUUAGCGUACGCCGAACUGGGUACUAUGAAUCCCAGUUCUGGGGCCGAGUACGCUUAUCUGAUGGACGCCUUUGGACCAAUGCCUGCAUUCCUGUUCUCGUGGAUAUCCACGUUGAUACUCAAACCAUCUCAGGUGGCUAUUAUAUGUUUAAGUUUCGCAAAAUACGCAGUCGAGGCGUUUGUCGACGAUUGCGGCCCUUCAGACUUUGCAGUGAAGAUCGUCGCUGUUCUGUCUAUUCGUGAGUUUAAACCUAUUAAUGUAACCCACAUUUGAUUUUAACUAAUCAUCUUAAUUUUUCUUUUAAAACUGUACGCUCGUUUUGUUUACUUAAAAUACUCUUUAUUUUUCUUUUUAUUACACAAUUAAAUCAUAAUCAUCGAAUAUUAGAACUUAAAUUCAUCAUAUGGUAAGAGGUUAACUGAAUAACCAAAUUCCCAGUUCCUAAUAUUGUAUAUAUAAAUACGUACAUUGGACACGAGGGUAUGACUAAAGUAAUAAAAUUAUAAAAAUUGCAUUAAUUCAUAUAAUCAGCGUGAAAUGCAGUGUAUGAAUGUUUGAUUAUAUUUUUUAUUUUGACGUUAUUAUUCGUGUAAAUUAAAAAAAAAAAGCGCAAUGUAUUUUUAACGCUCAAUGAAUAAAUAAACAUUCUUUCAUAUCUAUUAGUUAUAGAACCUUUGGGGGGGGGGGGGGGUGGUUUGGGUUUUACAUAGUUUCAUAAUUUCUAUUGCAACUACGGAUAUUUCUUAGUAAUAUUAAAUACGUGUAGGUUGUGCCCAAAACCUGUCCAAAAAUUUGUUCAAAAUUUAUAAUACCCCCUCUCUGUUCCCCGAAAAUGAAUCUUGAUUAUGUCAAUGAUAACCCUCAACCACCACAAUAUCGUUAUUCGAAUAUAUAUUGAAAAUAUUGACUUGCGGUUUUCUCCUAUCGAACGUUUCAAGUCGUAAAAAAUUCAUAAUUUAAUUAUUUUUAAUGUUCAUAAUUUUAUUACCUAAUUAACAUAAUAUUUUUUGAACAAGAUAUUUUUAUGGAUGUUUUGAAUUGUCGACUUUAUAUUUAUAUAGUAAAAGAUAUUGUGCUUGAAAUAUUAAAAGUAAUACACUAUCGCACUAAUUUAUAAUGGACUACAGUGGGAAGCGGGAGAGUGUUAGUUUAGGGCGUGUGCAAUAUCAUUCGUUUAGGGAAAUUAUAAAAAAAAAAAAGCAAAAAACAUUAUUUACAACACUUGAGUAUUUAACCGUUUCGUACUACGGUGUUUCUGUAUUUUAAUUAACAUUAACAACAACAAAAAAAACUGUAUAUAAUUAAUGUCUGGAGACUAUGUAGAUCGCGUAUGUGUGCAUCUUUCCUAAAUUAUUGGGUUACAUUACUUUUUGUACGAGCAACAUACUUCCGCAGGAUCGCCGAUUGUGGACAUAGGGACCCGAAACUAGUAAAAUUCCAAAAAAAUUAGUAUAAUAGGUACUAAAUUUAGUAAAGUGAACUCUCCUUACAAUUGUGGAAAUUACGUAAAAAUUGUUUUAAAUUAAUGCAUUACUUAUACAUUUAAAUUUUACUACUCUGUAUAAAAACAUGUUUGUAUUUGUUAAAAUAUUAAAUUUUUCAUUUUAAGUAUUACUUAAAAUCAGAAAGAAAAAAAAAUGUAAAUUGUAUUAAUUUUUUUUUUUAUAAUAUAACGUGCACGCAAGACACCAAGACGAGAGAUCUACGUGUGCCUAUCAGGAAUAAUUUUAUUGUAUUACACAUUUAUUAAAUUCGUUCGGUGAUCGGUAAUCCAGAUAUAAAUGCGUUAAGCCUUUCAUCUCUUUAACGGCGACAAGAGAGAUGAAGAGAUUGCCCUAUUUUCAUACGUUAUCGUACAUUCAAGAAUUUUCAAUACAAUGCCUUACAUUAUUAUGUUUACUAAGUUGUAUUUUUGUUGUAUUUUUGUUUUGUACCAUUGUACUUACUCAUUAUAGGUAGGCAAACGUGUGUUUUAACAUGUAAUAAGCGUUACUUAUCUUAAAUAUAAAAAAUUAAAAAAGAUCUGUAUAGGAAAUUACACUAUCUUUUAAAUUCAAGUAAAAAGAUCAUCCAUGCAGGAGCUUGCAUAUAAAUGUAUUUGCAUACGGGUUAUUUUUUAAGCAUGAGCGAUUUUUAUGGGUAAAUUAUUCAUAAAUUCUAAAUUAGAUUUUUGGAAUUUUUAAGUGUAGCGAAAAACGAUAUGUAUGCAUACUUAGAUUUUUCACAUCAUUUAGGAGUGGUGAUACCAACUUUAGUUUUUCAAAUGUAAACUUUAACGUUUUAAUGUGAAUUGUCAAUCAGAUGAUUUUUCUGAAAAUUUUGACGUAUUGUAAUCGAAGUUUAAGCGAGAAGUUUAUGUAUGUUUAGGUAUACGUUUCUACAUUAUUAGCUUAUAUUUCUAAUUUUACAGUGUAAAUUUUAACCAAAUACUUCAGAUUAUGGCUUUUUUUAUGAAUUUUAACAAAAAUAUGUACGAAUAUCUGAAGAUUAUGGUAGGUAGAUAGUGUGUGUAAAUUUACACGGUACCUAUCACUACAGUAUCACAUAUUCCGAUAUUCGCUCUAAAGAAAUAUUCGAUAUUAACUUUUAUCAUACGACUGUUUGUCGUAUAACCCUAAAGAUUAAAACCUCGCUCAAUCUUGAUGAAUGUGUAAGACUGAGCGGGAGGAGGUUAAAGAACACCACUCCCUCUCCCACCAAACAAAAUCCAAAAUAUACCACUACGCUUGUACGCGUAUCUUUCAUAAACUACUGGAUACACAAAUUACUAAAAAAAAGGCACGCCUAUUCAACGGUGGUCAAAUGAUGUUAUCAUGGAAGAGAGGGAUAAGGAUAAUUUUUAAAAACUACUAUUAUAUACAUUAUUUUUUUAAUUUUUUUAUAAAUAUGAAGAUAUAAUAUAAUAUACUGGGCGAUUUUUAACAAUGCUCACCCUAUUUAUGUUGUUAAAUUAUGCAUGGUUUCAAAUAAAUUCAAUGGUUUAUCGUUGCGUACAGAUAUAAAUGAAAUAACUUUAUGUAUCCUAACUUCCCAACUUCCCACCUACAACAGUGGCCGCACCCGUCUCCAGUAUCAGUUUUUUUUUUUUCACAGUGGUCAUCACUUACAUAAACUGCUACAGCGUCAACCUGGCCACCGGGGUGCAAAACGCUUUCACAGCAGCGAAACUAGUCGCGGUUUUCGUGGUGGUCACCGGUGGCGUGCACAAGAUCUUUCAAGGGCACACCGAACACUUUUACAAUUAUUUCGGAAACACGACGACGAGCAUCGGUGACGUGGCUACUGCGUUCUACUCGGGAUUGUGGGCAUACGACGGGUGGAACAAUCUCAAUUACGUCACAGAAGAAAUAAAAAACCCUUCGAAGUAAUGACUUAUACCUUCCCACAUAAUAGCAUACUUAUUUUUAUAAUUUAUAGUACAGAAAAUAAGAUAUAUUCGUAAUAAUUACUAGAGUAAAAAUUAUCGAGGCAUUGGUGAGUGUUUAAGACUAGGUUACACAUGAUAUACCUACCUAAUUUAAUUAUCAAUUUAAAUUUACCUUAUAAAUUAUGUGUAUUAUAGGUAAUUAAUAACUAUUAACUAAAAAUCAUAUAAGUACCUAUAAUGCUUAUAAUAUCCAUGUUAUUUAUAAUUAUUAAUCAAUAUAGUAUUUUGUGACAUUGUGUUUAUCAGUGGUGUAUCUUCGGGAGAGGUGGAUUGAAACUCACCACCCCUAUAUGACCUUAGUUAUUAAAAAAUUAUUAUUAUUUUUAUUUAAGAUCUUUGUCACUAGACUACGUAAAUAUAACUGGAAACCCCUCUCAUCCCAUAAAAUAAUUCUGAUGUUUAUAAUAUUAUCAUGUUUCUAAGGAACAUUCCAAAAGCGAUAUACAUCAGUAUACCGUUGGUGACCGUUUGUUAUCUUUUGGUGAACGUGGCGUACCUCACCAUCAUGUCUCCAGCCGAAAUAAUGCAAAAUGAAGCCGUCGCUGUGGUUUGUAUUAUUAUAAUAUUAUUCGAUUUUAAAACAAAAUAUGAUGUGGAAUUUGGCGAUUUUUAAAAUUGUUCGUAAAAUUAUACCUAUGUAUUAUUAUAAUAUUUCGAGUAUAAUACUGGGAAAAUCCAUAGUAGACUUUUGGAUUAAGAACACGGUAAUACUGUAAUAAUCGUUUCGAAAAAUGAAAUGUGUAUUAUGUUGACGGCAUGAGUAGGUACCCUACCUUUAAUACAGUAGCGUACACAACUUUUUUGCACGGGGAGAGGGAUAUUAAAAUGUUAAUAUUCCAAAUUUCGGUUGUAAAAAUUAAUUAAAAUUUCAGUCUACAACCUAUUUUUAGCACAAGCACAAGUUAUAUGGUUUACCAAUCAUUGCCUUCAUUAACCUAUUAUAUUUUUAUGAACUUUUUUUUCGAUUCAACAGCUAGUUAUAUUAUUAUUAUUGUGAUUGUACCGUAAAAUUGCAAAAUUAAGUUAAUUUAUUAUUGUAGUUUUGUAUUGAAUUUUGUCACAUACAAACAAUAAGUAUCAAUCAAAUAUACGAUAAUUACAAGAAAUCUAUACAAAAAAUAUAUCAACUAAAAAAAAAAUAUUCAGUGGGGAUAUUUCAUCCUUAUCCCCCCCCCCCAUGAGCUCUCCUCUUUAUAAAUAAUAAAUAUGAAUUAUAUAUUAUUAUAAUAAUAUUAGAAACGUUAAAAAUCUUCUCGUCCAAUUAUCCCAAUUCGCACGCGAUGCUUGAACUCAUAACACCUGUUAUAGCUGUGAGCUCGUCAUUAUUAUAAUUAUACAUUGGUACAUUACAUUACAACUAUACAGAGUGAUCAAUAUUAUGUAAGCAAUUCAAUGUCUUGGAAAGUAUUGACUUUCUACNGGGGAUAUUUCAUCCUUAUCCCCCCCCCCCCAUGAGCUCUCCUCUUCAUAAAUAACAAAUAUAUUAUUAUAAUAAUAUUAGAAACGUUAAAAAUCCUCUCGUCCAAUUAUCCCAAUUCGCACGCGAUGCUUGAACUCAUAACACCUGUUAUAGCUGUGAGCUCGUCAUUAUUAUAAUUAUACAUUGGUACAUUACAUGUGGAACUAUACAGAGUGAUCAAUAUUAUGUAAGCAAUUCAAUGUCUUGGAAAGUAUUGACUUUCUACGCAAUUUGUGUUUCUAAAUAAUUUAAAAAACAAGCAUGUAGCUAUAAAAUGUCGCAUUAUCGUUAUUUUAUGUCCCCCUUAUUUUCAAGGGUGAAACCAUUACCCACAAAAAUCCAAAACUCAAAAAUGGAAUAUCAUGUCAACUCGUUGACGGAAAUUAAAAACUUUUUUUUGAAAUUUAUUUUAUCUAAAACUAUGUCUAUUUAUGGAAUUGUUAAUAUUUAAAUAGCGAAAAGUGGGCACCUAAUGAUGGUUUCAUCCCCGAAAAUAUAGGUGACGAAAAACAACGGUAACGAAACAUUUUAAAGCACUUAGUUUCAUUUUUUAAUAAACGAAUUUCGAAAAAAGUCUAUACUUUCCCGAUUUAAUAAUAUAGUGUCAUAUACGUUAUGUUAAUCGCCCUGUAUACACUUUAUUUUUUAUUUAUAGACUUUUGGAAUCCGGGCGCUUGGUCCGAUCGCCUGGGUGAUACCGUUGUCAAUCACGAUAUCCACGUUCGGGUCGGCCAACGGCACCUUGUUCGCCGCUGGAAGACUGUGUUUCGCCGCCAGCCGAGAAGGUCACCUAAUGAACGUCCUGUCGUACAUUCAUAUAAAAAAGCUCACGCCCAUGCCAAGCAUCAUAUUUCACGUGAGUGAUGUCGACGAUUUUCAGUGCCGGUGGCACCGCAAGCGCGCGUCCGGUUUGUCUUUCAUCAGACGCACGUCGUUGACCGCAUGUUUAAUACGGUUUGAAAAAACCUCUAACAUUAUAUUAUUAUAAUAUACCACUGCACUACUGUAGUUCUGUGACGUAUUUACAUUUUUGGCACUCUGGGUCACUAUUCCUAUAGCUAUUUUUUUCAUAAAAAACACGAUUUUUUUUUUUUGGAAUUUUAAGUUGUACUCGUUAAGUUUUGUGUAGCACUUUGCGCUUUAAGACACACUAUUUUAGGCCCUGCAAUUGAGUGAGUUUCAUGUAAGAUGAGGUUAAUAUUUAAAAAAAAAAUCUAAUGCUGUAGCUGAUAGGUGUACUAUUGUUUUAGGAGGUAAGUUAGAAGGGAUAUACAGAGUAAUUCAACUUAUAUUAGUACACAACGAUAAGUUUAUUGCUAACGAAAAACGAUUGUGAGCAAAUACGUCGUAUUUUUUAUUUUGUUGCUAAGGCAACCCAGAAAUCAAUAAUAUAUGUACAACAAAUUGCCAGUUUUCCUCAGUUUAUUAUGAAAACUACACACAAAUCGAAAAAUUACUUCCCUAAUUACCUGCAAUUAGAUCAAAAAUGCUACAAGAAAAUUACUAUAUUACUAAAACGUUUGAUUGGAACAAGAUUUCUUAUGGAAUAGUUAUUUACAGAUCAACAAAAAAAAAACACAUUAUAAUAAAACCCAUGUGUCCCUCGUUUCUCGCAGAAUCUAAAAAAAAUUCUUAAAUUCCAAUACAAAUUUAUGUAUUUAAGUAAAUUGUAUGCAAAUCAUAAUAAUCAUUUAAUCUAUUUUUAUGAUCAGUAUUAUAUAAAUCUAUUUUUUACGCUAAUAAUUAAUAAUGUAAAAUUACUAUUUUACGAUUCUUUAAAAGAUUAUGAUUCUUCCUUGAAAUGUUGGCAUCUAGGGCCAGUACUCUUCUUCCCUAAACCCUGUUGCAAUUGCUGUAUAGAACUAAUGCAGUUCCCCCUUCAUUUUACGUAUACGCGUUAGUGUUAAAAUGUAGAAAAUAUUUUCGAAUGCCGAAUCUAAAGAACUCGGACAUACUUGCUAGAGCGAAAAUUAUAUUCAAAACAUCACGAAUAUAGUAUAAAUUCAUCAUGAAAUAUGAAAUGAUGUGUUCAUUUACACGAACAUAUAUGGAUUCUGUAAAUACGUGUAGAUAGUAUUAAUCAAGACCUCUAUUAUAUAAUAUGCAGAUGGUAAUUAUUUUAUCGCGGACGGGAAUUAGGGAUGGGUAAUAAAUUUCAUAUUCAAGAAUAGGGUAUAUAGAUGACCCUUCUCUACUUCUCGUCCAGUCUAAUUUUAGACUGUUAUAAACUAUCGUAAACGCGUUAUAUCCGACAAUAUAAUAUAAUAUUAUAUAGUAUAUAGUAAUAAUAUACAAUCGAUUUUUUUUUUUUUUAAAUAUAUUCAUUUUUCUAUAAAUCGCAAUUUAAAAUUGUACGGGUUGCAGCUAUUCGAAAAUCGAUAUAGCUGAUUAUACGAUUAGAUAUUAUUAUUAGUUUAUUCGUGAUAAAACAUUAAAAAUAUUGUAAGCAUUUUUUUUUUUUAAUAAUAGCGUUUUUUAUUUGCAUAACUUACGUUAUGAACCAAGUGUACGUUUAUGCAAUAAACGAUUUUAUAUCCGUGUAUCGUAUACCUGCGCACUGAGAAUGAAAAAGCAAUUGAAAUAAAUUGGGAAAACGAUUUACCUAUGAUAUGCUCGUUUAAAUGGAUAAAUGGAUAUAUAAAAAUGGAUAUAUAAAACCAUUUUAACGACGCUGUGUAAAAACAUGACAAUUUCCGCGAGUACACUUCGUAUAAUGAAAUCUUUUCGCUUCGUUUUAAUUAUCAUAAAAAUAUUAUCCAACGCGAUUAACUUUUAGAAAGUAUUAUAAAUCUCCCACGCUGCACGUUUUACUUUUCGUCCUUAACGUACUCGUAUUAUAUCAUGCGUAUAUGGAUAAUAUUUUCGUAUUCAUUUUCUGCUCUACGCGUUUUUCUCCAAAAUCGAAAAUCCCAUCGCUACAGAGUACAGCUUACUCGGUCCCAGUGGUGUAUUUAUGGGAGGGAGAUCAAUCCCUCCUCCGCGGGUCAUUAGUUAUCCUUAUCACGAUUUAAAAAGUACGACAUCCCAUAUACCGACAUUAUAUUAUAUAUUAUUCUUUGGCCGUACUUAACAACACGAUUUCUACACACUUUAUUAUCAUAUUACAUGGGCUGGAUAGGUGACAGCGUUCAGUCAUAUGUUCGAUAGUUAAUAUUUUGUAGAUAAAGGAUUUUAAGUACUUACAACGAAGUGACGAAAAAACUAUUAGUUUUACUAAGGUGUGUUUUUUUUCCCUCGGAGACCACGUUUUAGAUUACUUAGAUUUCUAGGUUACUUGGCAUUGCAAUAAGAGGUAAAAUACGACUAACAUAAUACUCCAAACAAAAUUGAUUUUUCGUUUGCAAUAAUUUAUCGUUGCAUAUGUAUAUCAAUUAAAUUACCCUGUAUAUUCUAACUUUACAACUGCCCAUCUACUACAUAAUAUAUAAAAUAAAUAUCUAACUUUUGUUUUCUAUUCAUUUUCGCUAUUGACGUGUCAUCGAAACAUUGAAAUAGCAUCGGACUAGGUCAUCGACGUCCAAAAUUGAUUUUGUGUUUUAAUGUAUGUUCCAUGCAGAUACCUUUUUAACCAUAGCCCUAUAAUAAAUUCCUAUGUAAGCCACUACUCAGUCCUGCUGUUUAUAAUAUUACUACUAUCUCAGUAUAUUGAGCUGCCGGUGUUUGAUUUCAGUCAAUCAUAACGAUUAUGAUGGUCACCUCAGGUACGAUCAACUCGCUAAUCGACUUUUUCAGUUUCACGGCGUGGAUAUUCUACGGAAGCGCCAUGUUGGCGUUACUGGUGAUGCGGUACACGAGACCCGAUGCACCGAGACCGUAUAAAGUGAGUACGACAAUCGAUAAAACCGGCUGAAAGUCGUGUCCACAUGGUAUUACGUUGUAUACACCAGUGGUCUUCAACCAGUGGGUCGCGACCCAUUUUUGGGUCGCGUAAGCUUAAAAAUUGGGUCACGAUAAGUUUUCUUUUUAAAAGAAAAAUUAAGUUUAUAAAAUUGUAUAAGGUAUACAAAUAAUUGUUUAAUUAUUAAAUUUAGAAAAUUAAUAAAUGAAAAUACAGUUUGAAAAUUAUUGUAAUAUAUUAUGUAUAAACAAUAUUAUGAAAUUUAUAUUCAAAAAUAUAAUUGUACAAUGGAUUUUAAAUCACAGUAUAUGUUUCAUAUACUGGUAUGAUUCUACGUAGUAUGACGUUAAAUAUAAUAAUUUACGAGUUAACCGGGCUAGUAAUAAAAUAAAUAUUAUAUUAUUUUCGUUAAAGAGUUCCAUAAUCUACGAACAUUGUCGAUGUUGUCGCUGUUUUUAAAGACAAAUUAGUUGUUAGUCGUGUUAUUAUUCUAGUCAUAUUUACGUAUCCGUUAAAAAGUUUUUUUUAUUUUUAUUUAUUCAGUUAUAACAGUACUACUACAAAGUAUUAAGUAAUUUUAGAUUUUUUUUUUUUUGUUUUUCUACAAACAUUUUUCUUUAUGUAUGCCUUAUGUGGGUCGCGAAUAAUGUGCGCCUAAAAAAAUGGGUCGUGAGUCUAAAAAGGUAGAAGACCACUGGUAUACAUCUAAGCAAGGGUGACUGAACGGUCGAUCGGGAUCAACCGGUAGAUCACGGACGGUUUAAAGGUCGAUCUCCUUUUGUUAGAAUUUAUUUAUUUAUGUAUAAUUAGUAGAUAAAUCACAAUUGCUGAUCAUUUUUAUCUUAAUAUAUCAUUAUUUUGUGGUCGGUUCAUAAAGUAAUACAAUCCAACAAACUUUACACCGGUAAAUGUAUUUACCAUAUUAUAUCAGUCUUAAUAAAAGUGUGAAGAAAAACUUAUUUAACUAUACAUUUUAGUUGUAUUAUUAUUUAUCAGCUUAACGCAUGUAUGUUUAUUAUUAAUGCUUAUUAGGUAAUUUAUAAUUAUAUAUUUUUUCAUGUACGUUUGGAAGUCUAUCCUCAAAGAAAAAUAUUAUAUUCUUAAUAGAUCUCUACCAAAAAAACGUUGACUACCUCUGACCUGUAGAAACUUACACUGUAUUCUGCAGGUGUUUACAAGGUAUAAAAAUAAUUUCGAAAUGUAAGUGAUUUAUGAAAAGUUUUUUUUCUCUAAUUCGACGAUUUAUGUAUUGAUAUCUUAUAUACAUACAAACGAUGUAUCACCGCGAAUAAUUAAGCCCAACAAAUGGAAAGUGUUUCUCGCCGUGCUCAGUAUUUUUAUACGACAUGAACUUUACUUUGAGAUUUUGAUAGAGUACCUAUAAUUUGAUAAUACAUAAGUAUCUGUAUUGCAAUGUUUACACACCGUUUAAUCGAAAUCGUAUACAAAAUUCCGGGGCAAACACCCAUAUGUCGUCGAUCUUGGUGUCUUAAUGCAGUCUACAGAGGUAAACCCUCGAACACUUUUUAUGAGCGGACGAGUGGCUAGAAUAAGUAAUUAGACAUUUGAACAUAUUAUAAUAUUAAAAACAGUUAAUUUUUGUUUUUUUGGUGAGUGGAUAAUACUGAGUCCGUGUAAAUCAUGUUUUAUUAUUUCAUCCCUGGAGAUUGAAUAGAGAUGCGCCUACACCUAUGCGUAUUAAAAAAAAAAACUCGAUCCCUUUCUAAUCGACUUUAAACGCGAUGCACCUUAGGUGCCUUUAUUUAGGUAAAUAAUUUUGACAUUAAACCAUAUUUCUUCGCGAAAGGAUACUAAAUAACUGUCGAUUAGUUUUUAUAUAGCAAGGAUAUUUUGUAUCACCGAGAACUUUAAUAAUAAUGUGUUUAAAUAUUUGAAUGGUAAUCACAAUUUUUUAAUCCGGUGUAAUUUAAAAAAUUUAUAUUUUACAUGAAAAAUACCACCUAUUAAUAAACUUACAAAAUUGGUGUUAUGAAAAAGUUUUAAUGGUUUAAUACAACAAUAUAAUAUAAUACCUAAAUAUAGCGUUAUUAAUAUAAAUUAAAUUAUACAAAUAAUAUUUACGCAAUUUGACCAUGUUAUUAUACGUACCUACUGUGUUUUAUGUUUAUUCGAAACAAUUACAUUUGCCAACCGUUAAUUAACCACGCGUGGUGAAUACCUAUGACAAAAUAAUUUUUUAUGUAUAUUAUGCGACAAACGCGCCAAAUGCAAAACUAAUCACUUUAUACGUGUUUUGUUGUUUCCAGGUCCCAAUAAUCAUUCCGUUAAUCAUAUUUGUUAUUUCAAUUUAUUUGGUGGUGGCGCCUAUAAUAGAUAAACCUCAGAUCGAAUAUCUGUACUCUGUGAUAUUUAUGAUCGCCGGGAUGUUAUUCUACGUGCCGUUUGUACAUCUGGGAUACAAAUUCCGUAUUAUCGGUGAGUCCGAAAAAAAAUUAACCUUAGUAUGGCAUACUUAUAAAAUAUAUACAAUACAUCGUCUCAUUAGUUUUAAAUAUAUUAUAUCAUAAUAUUCAAGGUACGCGAGUAGUAAUUUUUUCUUUCUGUUUUCCGCAGAUCGAUGGACAGUUUUUAUACAAUUGCUGUUACAAGUAGCGCCCACAAAAUUAGUGUUAUCAAACUGAAGUGUAUAACACACCGUCAAGUCUUCCAUUAUAAUAUUAUACUUACAUAUCCGAUAUAAUGCCGGAGUAGACAAAAAUUGAAAACAGCAAAUGCGGAUUACAUAAUACCUACUUACUACCGUGACACUAUACUAUAUGUAGUUACAACGCAUAUUUGAAAAUCGUACGAGUAAUAUUGAUGAGAAUUUGGUAGUUGCAGGGAAAUCGUGAGCAUCAAUUAUCAUAAUAUUUGUUAGUAACAUAAUUGUGUACCAAAAUUAAAUAUUUUAUUAUGCCUAGUUCUACGCGUGUACAUUUGUUUACGUGUAUUAUAAAUAAAAAAUAAAAUAAUAUUAAAAUGCACUAUAUUUCAAAUUAUUAUAUAUAAAAUCGUUCUAUAGAAACCUAUUAUAUUUCACAGAUUAUGAUG
This is a messenger RNA of Cinara cedri, 22260 nucleotides long. The record is from the annotation of a GenBank genome assembly. NCBI's taxonomy places the organism in Eukaryota, Metazoa, Arthropoda, Insecta, Hemiptera, Aphididae.